AUGGCGACAGCAAACGGAGCAGUCGAGCUGGGAAUCCAGAGCCCAUCGACAGACAAGGCACCUAAAGGUACAGCAGGUGAGGGACCCCCGGCUACGGAGAAAGAGCCUGGUCCACCAGAUCCAAAGAAAGAACCUGUUCCACCCACCCUGAAGAAAGACGCCAAAGCCGAUGCCCUAGAGAAAGGGGACGGGUCCCCGGCCCAACCCUCAACGAGCAGCCAGGGCCCCGAGGGAGAAGGCGACCUGGGUGGGGGCCCCGCGGAAGGCAGCGCUGGGCAGGCAGCAGCCCUGCCCCAGCAGACCGAGACAGCGGAGGCCAGUGUCAAGAAGCCCAAGGCCAAGCAGGAGACCUCAGGCAGCCAGGGCCCCGGAGAGCCCAAGGUACACAAGAAGGCAGCCGAGGGCCAAGCAGGGGCCAGGAGGGGCUCCCCCGCCUUUCUGCACAGCCCGAGCUGUCCUGCCAUCAUCUCCAGGCCCGAGAAGCUGCCAGCUGAGAAACCCCCAAAUGAGGCAUCAGAGCUCAUCUUUGAAGGGGUGCCUGUGACCCCCGGCCCCGCGGAUCCCGGGCCAGCCACGGUGGCAGAAGGAGGGAAGGACAUCCCGGCAGGCAGCCAGAAGGAAGCAGGAGAGAAGGCUCCAGGCCAGGAUGGCCAGGCUAAGGUGCAAGGGGACACCUCAAGGGGGAUCGAGUUCCAGGCUGUUCCCUCGGAGAAAUCGGAGGUGGGGCAGGCCCUUGGUCCCACAGCCAAGGAAGAGGACUGCUUCCAGAUUUUGGAUGACUGUCCGCCACCCCCAGCCCCCUUUCCCCACCGCAUCGUGGAGCUGAGGCCUGGGAACAUCCACAGUCAAUUCAGCCUGAACUCCAAGGAGGCGCUGGGCGGCGGCAAGUUUGGAGCAGUCUGUACCUGCACGGAGAAAGCCACAGGCCUCAAGCUGGCAGCCAAGGUCAUCAAGAAACAGACGCCCAAAGACAAGGAAAUGGUGAUGCUUGAGAUCGAGGUUAUGAACCAGCUGAAUCACCGCAACCUGAUCCAGCUCUACGCGGCCAUUGAGACCUCGCACGAGAUCGUCCUGUUCAUGGAGUACAUCGAGGGCGGCGAGCUCUUCGAGAGGAUUGUGGAUGAGGACUAUCAGCUGACUGAGGUGGACACCAUGGUGUUUGUCAGGCAGAUCUGUGAUGGGAUCCUCUUCAUGCACAAGAUGCGGGUUCUGCACCUGGACCUCAAGCCAGAGAACAUCCUGUGUGUCAACACCACGGGCCAUUUGGUGAAGAUCAUUGACUUUGGCCUGGCACGAAGGUAUAAUCCCAACGAGAAGCUGAAGGUGAAUUUUGGGACCCCAGAGUUUCUGUCACCUGAGGUGGUGAAUUAUGACCAAAUCUCCGAUAAGACAGACAUGUGGAGUAUGGGGGUCAUCACCUAUAUGCUGCUGAGUGGCCUCUCCCCCUUCCUGGGAGACGAUGACACAGAGACCCUAAACAACGUUCUUUCUGCCAACUGGUACUUUGACGAGGAGACCUUUGAGGCCGUGUCUGAUGAGGCCAAAGACUUUGUCUCCAACCUCAUUGUCAAGGACCAGAGAGCCCGGAUGAGCGCUGCCCAGUGCCUCGCCCACCCCUGGCUCAACAACCUGGCAGAGAAAGCCAAGCGCUGUAACCGCCGCCUCAAGUCCCAGAUCUUGCUUAAGAAAUACCUCAUGAAGAGGCGCUGGAAGAAAAACUUCAUUGCCGUCAGUGCUGCAAACCGCUUCAAGAAGAUCAGCAGCUCGGGGGCACUCAUGGCUCUGGGGGUCUGAGCCCCGGGAGCGCCUGAGGCCUGGACGCAGCUGCACAGUGGCCGGGGCUGAGGCCACACAGCCCAGAAGGCCAGAGAAGACGGGCCAGAUCCCCAGGGUGGGCUGGCUAGGACAAGGCUGCGCCAGGCCGGGAGGCUCGGGGCUCCCCACGACCCCGCGCAGCGACUGCUUCCCCGACGUGAGCCGCCUCAGAUGUGGCCUGAAUCGAUCCUGCUAACGCCUCCCCAGACAGGGCCCUCCCCGGCCCGUCUGUCACAGCCCAGAUGCCACAGGCCCUGUUGUCCCCUCCCUGGCUCCCUCUCUUGGAAUUGCUAGCCCGGUGACCCCUGCUUGGCCUCACCUGGGGCAUCCCUGGCCGGGGCUUGCUCCUAGCUGGCACGGGAAGGCUGGGGGUCCCAGCACGUGGGGCUUCUGCGGUUGUGGAUGGGAGGCCCUUGGUGGGGCAGGAAGGCAGCGAGGCCAAUUCCUGAGGCCCAGCUGCCAGGGGAACAGAGCAGGCUUUGUGAAAGAGGACCUCCAUGCCCCCGCCCGCCUCCCUGCUCCCAACAGAUAAGGCCUAGUACACACCAUCUGGCCCGGCCCGGCCCGGCCCCCGCCCACCUUCCUUACGACCACCAACACACAGGAACUCCGUGUGAGAGAAGGGCGCCCAGCCCAGGCCUGGCGGAGGGGGAGGGGAGAGGCCUGGGGGGCAGGGAGACCACCCCCAAGCGUGCCUGAGGGCCAGGCUGGCCCAACCCAGCCACUCUGGACCCUCAUCCCAAGGGUCAUCCACGGCUUCAGAUGAUGGGGUCAGCAGGCCCAGGAGGAGGGGGAA
Messenger RNA from Prionailurus viverrinus (fishing cat), 2611 nucleotides. RefSeq names its product myosin light chain kinase 2 (gene MYLK2). The record is from RefSeq and is a predicted model, not a curated record. Gene Ontology annotation, biological process: protein phosphorylation; intracellular signal transduction; positive regulation of apoptotic process. The transcript is spliced from 13 exons. The coding region runs from base 1 to 1794 and encodes 597 amino acids. Gene Ontology annotation, molecular function: ATP binding; myosin light chain kinase activity. Gene Ontology annotation, cellular component: cytoplasm; nucleus. Lineage: Eukaryota; Metazoa; Chordata; Mammalia; Carnivora; Felidae.